AUGUGUGGGGCAACAAUUAUUGACGAUUAUUGGGUUCUUACGGCUGCGCAUUGCGCCAGAGGAAUUCUGGACAAAGCUGUAGUUGUUUUGAGAAAACCUACUAGUAAUCGAGAGAUCAUUAUUACUGUAAAACAAGCUUUUGUUCACCCUGAAUAUAAUAAUAUAACUGCUGAAAAUGACAUUGCUAUUUUAAAGGUUUCAUUAACUUAUAAAGGAAUAAUACCAAUUUGCCUUCAAAAAAAUGACGAUAUCCUUUUGAAGAAGGACGAGGGAAUUGUUGUAGGAUUUGGAUUGUCUAUAAGGAAUGCAACGUCAUCAAUAUCAAUUUUGGAAUCGACACAAGCCCUUCAAAUUACAAAUGUGCCAUUAAUUUCGCAUAUAAACUGUCGAAAAACUUGGCAGGCAAUUUCUUUUGGAACUGUAAAGAUAUCAGACAGACAGAUUUGUGCAGGUUCGUUUAUGCACGGAACAGCACCGGGGGAUUCUGGUGGUCCUUUAAUCGUUCAAAAUGGAUUCGGUGAUUAUAUUCAAAUUGGGGUUACCUCGUUUGGUGCCGAUGGAUUGAGUGGAUUGAUUGAUCAAGGCGCUUAUCCAGGCGGUUAUUCGUAA
Molecule: messenger RNA, 609 nt
Organism: Caenorhabditis bovis
Lineage: Eukaryota; Metazoa; Nematoda; Chromadorea; Rhabditida; Rhabditidae
Source: the annotation of a GenBank genome assembly